UCCCUGCGAGCACAAGUAAGGAUUCUCAGCCGUGACUCUGCUCUCCAGACGCCGCCUGGCCUGCUGCUGUUGUCCCGUUAACUCCGAGCGAACAGAGGAAAAAAAACCGUCCAAAAACCCGCAACCAUGGGAGUGGAAGGCUGCACCAAAUGCAUCAAAUACCUGCUCUUCUUCUUCAACUUCAUCUUCUGGCUUGCAGGAGGUGUGAUUCUCGGCGUGGCUCUGUGGCUCCGACACGACCCCAAGACCAGCAACCUGCUCGAGCUCAAGUUUGAGGACACCCACGCGCCCAGCACCUUCUACAUCAGUGUUCACAUCCUGAUCGCUGUCGGCGCCGUGAUGAUGGUGGUCGGCUUCCUCGGUUGCUAUGGUGCCAUCCAGGAGUCCCAGUGCCUGCUGGGAACUUUCUUCGCCUGCCUGGUCAUCCUGUUCGCCUGCGAGGUCGCCGCCGGCAUCUGGGGCUUCAUGCACAAAGAUACUGUGUCGAAGGAGAUGAUCAACUUCUACGACUCGGUGUACGACAAAGCCGUGUCCGACUCCAUCAUCAAGGACAGCAGGCAGACCGCGCUCUCCGUGCUCAAGGUCUUCCACGAGACGCUGAGCUGCUGUGGAAAAGACCAGCUGAGCUCCGUCAUCACCGCGGCGUCAGACGCCCUGGGCUUCUCCAACGUCUGCCCUCAGUCUGGAGCCCCAGUGAGCUGCCACAGCAGGAUCAGCCAUCUGUUCUCAGAUAAGAUUUACCUGAUCGGCAUCGCCGCCCUGGUGGUCGCAGUUAUCAUGAUCUUCGAGAUGAUCUUCAGCAUGGUGCUGUGCUGCGGCAUCCGCAACAGCCCCGUCUACUGAGGCCCCGGGCCCCCAGCUGGCCCCCGAUGGAAGGACAACCUCUCCCUCCCUCUCCCUCUCUCUCUCUCCCUCUCUCUCUCUCCCUUUCUCUCUCUCUCUCUCUCUCUCUCUGUAUCUCUGUCUCCUGUUUUAUAACCAGUCCGUUUCUCACAUACUUGCUUGCUGGAUUUAGUCCGUUUUUUUUGAGAAGACGAUAUGAAUCAUCGUCCGUGGAGCUUCGUGCUUCCCUGCUGAAGACUAUACUCUUUUAUCCCUCUUGGUUUUAUGGAUGUUUUUUCACCGUUUUAUGUAUAAACUGUAUAUAAAUAUAUAUAUUAACAGUGCUUUAUGACUGCCUGAGCAUGGAUGUUGUAUUAGGUCCCUCGUACAUUUCUCCUGCACUCUCUGCUUGUUUGCCUUGCUCUAGACUGAACUAGAUGACGGUGUAUAUGACCAGCAGUACAGGCACGAAGCUAGCUAGCAUCCCCUAGUGUUGGUCUCAGCCAUGCCACCGAGGGGUGAACACACACACACACACACACACACACACACACACACACACACACACACAGAUAUACACACAGACUAUCCCAUAGGUUCACGUCCACUUCGUCACGUCACGUCUGCAGGAAGUGACUCGAUGAGGGAAACGUCUCGAUGGGUCACUCGAAUCGAAGCCAAAGUCAAAGUGAUCUGAUUUUCUUUUUUCCGUCAUUUUGGCUCCAUCGUUUUUUUUGGGUUUUUUUUCUUUUUUGAUUCGUUUGUUUUCGAUUUGUGUUUUUUAGCGCCGUGUUCCUCUGAUUCCUCGUCUCGUCCCUUCCCCCUGUCCCGUGUUUAGUGUUCCGUGUUAAAACCCCACCUCAGAUUUAAAUAUUUAAAGCCAUAAUUUCGCCCGCACGGCGUUCACACUGUGAGCAAAACGGUUCAUCUGUCGUUCUGGCCCGACUUUUUCCAGCUCAUGACGCUGUGUUGUUCUCCUGAGAGUCGCGCACACACUAAAUGAGUCUGUAAUUGAAAAAAAAAAAAGCCCAAUUACGUGACUGUAGAGCUUCUUAACGAGCAGGACGAUGGACGCAGGUUUUCUGCAAGUGUCGUUUUCGGGAGGUUUCUUCCUGUAGUCUCUCAGCUCAAAGCUGCAGAGAAAGCUGGGAUUAUUAUGCUGUUUUUUGUUUGUUUUUGUUUUUGUUUUUUUGGUUCAUUUUGCACUUGGCAGGUGAAGCUGCUCCUCGUGAAAUUAAACCACAGAUCAGUCAGGAAGAGCUCUGAUUGGCUGUGGUUUGGCGUUUCUCGGCCGUCCCGCCUCCUGCUGUCCGUCCUCACAGCUGAUUAGACGAACCCGUCGCGUCUCACAGUGUGAACGUGCAGCCGGACUCACACACACACACCGAACGAACGAGCCGGUUUGGAGAGAGCGCUCGUUCUGGACGUGGGCCGCCCGGCCCCGUCCGGUCUGACCCGGUUUAGAGCGACUAACACACACACACAGCCGCCUCCCGCUCACGUCGCCUCCAUGUAAAGCUUCAGCCCCGUGCGCACUCCAGAGCAGUGGGAGCCGGUGUGUGUGUGUGUGUGUGUGUGCAUGUGUGCAUGUGUGUGUGUGUGUGCGUGAAUGUGUGUGCACAUGCAGCAGUGUGUCUCCCUUCCUGCCUCCUGUGGUUGCAGUAGCGGUGUUUGACCAGCAGAGGGCGGUGGAGUCACACUGAAGGCUGAUCGGAUGCACAGCGCUCCAAGUUUCUCUGUCUCACACACUCGAGUCCUCACACCACUUACACACACACACACACACACACACACACACACACACACCAUAUCAUCUUGUGUAACCCUUCAUAUUCUUAUUACGGCUCUUGCCAGCCGACCUUGUCUUGUUAACAUGUUAUACCUAUUACCGAGAACCAGAAAAAGUGUCUUGUAACAUGUACAGCUCCGUAGUAUUCUACUAAUGAAAACCAUGAAGGCUGUGGAAAGACAAAUGUAUGCCUUUUUUGCCUUUUUAUUGUGAUAUCUUUGUCUGGUACGUCGUCAGAGGUGUCUUGACAGAAAGGGUGGCAGAUUGCGUGGCAGUGUCGCUGAAGAGAAACGUGUCCGGCUGUCCGGUUCCCCUCCAAAAAACGUAAAAUCACUGAAAUUGGAUACAGCCGGUACCCGAGUUGAGGGGGGAUGAGGGUAGAUGGCAUCCCCCCUGAAAUAAAAACGGUCAAAGUCACCCCCCCUGUAAAACUGCCAUCCUCACUUUUCAUCAAGUGAAAAAAAUUGAUCAUCCCCCCUGAAUUUUUAUUACAAAAAUUUUUACAAAUGAAACAAGGUAAUUAAAAAAAAAAAAUCUAAAUAUCAUGAAAGUAUAAUUGUGCAGAAUUCUGGAUCUUUCUAAGUCACAGAAACAUGUUGUAGUUCCCAAAGUCAGAGGAUAUCAUUUGGACGGAGAGCUUGUGAAACUUGUUUGUGAUCAGAAAAAAAUCAAGACGAGAUUCACUUCUCAGCCUCAGCGAUACGCAGCGUCUCGGUUUUUGUAUCGCGAUAUAUUGAAUUCUGCGAUAUCGUCCCGUCCCCGUUCCACAUUAUUUGCAAAGUUGAUUAUGGUUUGGCUUGGCUCAUGAUAAAACGGUUCGGUCCGGUGACACGGCGUGCCAUGCUCCUGACAGUAUUCCUGUCCAUGUUGCUGCCUUCCAACAUGGCGCCUGACGCUGCCACUCAGAUCUCAGCCCUUUCUACUCCUGUAGACUUUGGUUUGCCCAAAUAUUAAGGGAUUAAAUGUAUUUUACAAAUAA
Messenger RNA from Myripristis murdjan (pinecone soldierfish), 3590 nucleotides. It is a transcript of the gene cd81a, whose product is annotated as CD81 molecule a. The transcript is spliced from 8 exons. Lineage: Eukaryota; Metazoa; Chordata; Actinopteri; Holocentriformes; Holocentridae. Gene Ontology annotation, cellular component: plasma membrane. The record is from RefSeq and is a predicted model, not a curated record. The coding region runs from base 127 to 843 and encodes 238 amino acids.